AUGCUCGUGUCGCCAGAGCUCAUGAUGCAUGUCGGACCGCCUCCUCAGGAGGUGCUUGACCAGCGGUGGCUAUGGAAGCUCCUGAUGGCCGGCUUCAUGCUGGUUUUCAUUUUGCAGGUCAUCGCGCUGGAUGUGGCCGGUGCCCUUCUGACGGGUCUACUCCUGGGCUUUGGUUGGGUCAUGCUGCGAGAUGGCAUGACCGAAAUGGCCAAGUAUGCCCUCAUCUACGCAGUGUUGUGUGGCCUGAACUUCUUUUUCGAAGUUCUACCGCUGAUCAGCGAGCUCAGUGGAAGGGUCACAAGGAGAGCCGAGUUGGCAACGCCUUCGGUAGAGGUGAACGGGACCCGUGUGCCACGGCCUGAGGUUUGCACCAUUGGGAGGCUACGGACGACGGAGUGUGUUUGA
Messenger RNA from Symbiodinium natans, 405 nucleotides. The record is from the annotation of a GenBank genome assembly. Lineage: Eukaryota; Dinophyceae; Suessiales; Symbiodiniaceae.